Dermochelys coriacea (leatherback sea turtle) is the source of this 9804-nucleotide messenger RNA. It is a transcript of the gene LANCL3, whose product is annotated as LanC like 3. Gene Ontology annotation, biological process: carbohydrate metabolic process; peptide modification. The transcript has 7 exons. NCBI's taxonomy places the organism in Eukaryota, Metazoa, Chordata, Testudines, Dermochelyidae. The record is from RefSeq and is a predicted model, not a curated record. Gene Ontology annotation, cellular component: plasma membrane. The coding region runs from base 1 to 1515 and encodes 504 amino acids.
AUGAGCAACGGCCAUGCCAUCACUAGCCCCACCUUCUGCAUGGGAGAUCAACAGGAGGACAGAAGUCACGCCUCAUUGAAGGGCGACAGCGGCUUGGCGGGGCCGGGGCGAGGCGGCCUCCUGCUGGCGCAGAUUCUCCGUGUGGGGAGCAGCCGCAGGAGGCGGCGGCGGCGGCGGGCGGAAUCCCCGCCCCCCGCUCCCAUUUCGGCGCAGCCGCCGCGGGCUGCUCGCCCAGCUCCUGCGGGGCCCCUGCUACAGCAGGGACCCUCCCUUCCCGCCGGUGCAGCCCGGCUCGGCGGGGGCACGGAGAGCCAGCGCUGCUUCGCCAACCGCUUCGGUGGCUACGCGGGCAGCCUGCCGGCCGGGCAGCGCCACGAGGCGGUGGUGCCCUGGGUCGCCUCCACCAUCGAGCGCAUCCUGCGGCAGGUGCCCCCGCUGGAGGGCGGCGGCGGGCUGGCCGGGGUGGCCUACAUGCUGGAGCACGCGGCGCGCUGCCCGCUCCUGGCCCCGGCCCGGGACACCUCCCUGCGGGCGGCCCGGCGCCUCGUCGACGCCUGCGUGCGCUACGAGGAGGAGCGGGGCGAGCCGGAGGCCGACACGCGGGCCGCCUUCCUGCUCGGCGGGGCCGGGGUCUACGCGGUGGCCGCGCUCGUCUACCAAGGCCUGGGGCUGCCCGACUUCGGCCGGCUGCUGGGCCGCUUCCGGGAGCUGAGCCAGGUCUGCGCCCCCGUCGCCUUCCUGGAGCGCGGCUCCGACGAGCUCUUCGUGGGCCGGGCCGGCUACCUGUGCGCCGCCCUGCUGCUCAAGCAGAAGCUGGGCAUGGAGAUGUUGACCCCAGUGCAGAUCAGAUCAAUUUGCCAAGCUAUAUUAGAAUCUGGGAAGCAGUAUGCCAUGAAGAAGAGGAAACCAUGCCCACUCAUGUACUCUUAUUAUGGAACAGAAUAUCUUGGUGCAGCCCAUGGCCUUUCAUCCAUCCUUCAGAUGCUGCUGUCCUAUUACGAAUACCUUCAGCCUGCAGAUCAGGAGCUUGUAUGGCAGAGCAUUGACUUUCUUAUGGACCAAGAACAGAACAGCAACUGGCCGCCUGAACUGGGAGAGACAAUUGAGCGGGAGAAUGAGCUUGUGCACUGGUGUCAUGGAGCUCCAGGUAUUGCAUACCUGUUUGCUAAAACUUAUCUGAUUUCCAAGAAGCCCCAGUAUCUUGACACUUGUAUCCGCUGUGGGGAACUGACAUGGCAGAAGGGCCUGCUGAAGAAGGGACCUGGAAUUUGCCAUGGAGUGGCUGGUAGUGCCUAUGUGUUCCUACUUCUAUAUAGGCUUACUGGAAACUCUAAAUACAUCUAUAGAGCACAAAGGUUUGCAGAGUUCUUAUUUACAGAAGAAUUUAAGGCUGGUUCCCGGGCAUUAGAAAACAUAUAUAGUCUGUACGAAGGCUUCUCGGGGACUGUGUGUUUUCUGAUUGACUUGCUGCAGCCCAACCAAGCCGAGUUCCCUCUCUUCAGUGUCUUUGUCUAGAGAACGAUGUUCUCCAGUGCCACAUUGGAACAGCCAUGUACAGGGCACCUGCUGUUUCACUUAUCUGUAAAGGGAGCCUAUUAACAAAAUAAGCCACAUUCAGUGAUACCACUAAUGCUAGCCUUAAUUGUGCUGGGGGGGUCAGGAAGAAGCCUAAAUAUAUUGGGGUCUGGAGAGGGAGAUAUGAGGUUUAAAAAAAUAAGUUUAAAAAUUAAAGGGGAGAAUGAAGUGGUUUUUCACAAUUGAAGGGAUAGAAAUUCAGUUGUACUAAGGGAAGUAACGUCUUCUGAUUAUUCAAAUGAGAGUGAAAGAGGCAUUAACAAUCUUUAACGUGAUGGUUAUGCAGAAAAACAAAAUGGAAAUCUGAACAGUAGGGACAUGCAAGGGAAAUAAAAUGAUUAAUCCAAUGGGUUUAAAAAGAGACCCAUAAAAUAGGACAUUACACAGCUAUGCUCUUGUAGGUGAAUCAGACAGGUCACUAAAGUGUGAAAAGACAAAAUCUGGGGAUUUCUUAAUAAACAUUUCCUAGUACUAAUACCACCUUUCCUAGAAGUACCUAUAUGUUGGAAUCUUUUCAUUGUCAUGUGCAUAUAAUAGCAGUUAUACAGCUACAUUCUGUCUUUAAUUGCACAUGUACCACAUUACUAUUGCAGUCAGUGGGGUUUCAUGUAUGUAAAUGACAACUGAAUUUGACCAUGAGUUUCAAAACUGUGUGGGGUAAUCCCUAUCACCACCUUACGGUAGUAGUAGUACUCCAUCUUUUUAUCAAUAUCUUCUCUUCCAUGAAGUAGAUCAACAGAAGCCAUGUAGAAGACUUGGAUCACUAAAUUCUGUAGCAAAGGUCUUAGAUAGACAAGGUGGGUGAGGUAAUGUUUUUUAUUGGACCAACUUCAAGUCAGACCUGAAGAAGAGCUCUGUGUAAGCUCAAAAGCUUGUCUCUCUCACCAACAGAAGUUGGUCCAAUAAAAGAUAUUAUCUCAUCCACUUCAUCGCUCUAAUAUCCUGGGGCCAACACGGCUACAACAAAACUGCAGAUAGGCAGGGUAUAGAAGUCAAGUGCUAGUCUCACAGUAUCAGAUACUAGGUAAUAUUGCUUAUUGCCAAUCAUAGAAAAAACUUCCUUUAGUCCAUUAUUUGAACUGUAGCAUAUAUAUGGAGAUUGAAAAAGUGACUGACAAAAUAAUUUCCUGAUUGAAAUGGGGUGAUACACUUUAGAGAUACAAAUUGUAUGAGACCUUUAAUGGAACCCUGAGUACUGGGCUUAGGAGAAAGCUGAUAAAAAGUUUAAAACUAAAACCACUUAUUUCUCUGGUUAACCAAGUAAUGUUGCUAAAGUACCACGCAAGGAUUGUAUGUGCCCAAGUGAUUUGUGGCUAUUGAGAUCUAUGGUCAGUCCAGUAACCUGCACUAGCAUAGAUAAGUAGGUAGAUUUGAAACCUAAACAAAAUGCAAAUGUAGAUUUGUUAAAAUACUGUAGCAGCAAAUUCCUGUAUUUACAAUUUAUCAGACUAAUAUAUUUCUUUAUACUGUAAUACAAUUGAAUUUAAGGGGAGAGUGGGAAGGCUGAUAGGUCAAAAAUUACACCCAAUGGCUUCACGUGAACAAGCUGACACUUGCAUAACCCUAUCCCAGUACUCUGCUGAUCUGCCAUUCCCCUUGUGUGUUUAGCUGGAAAAGAUUCAGCUUUUCUUAGGGCCUGAUCCUUUAAGGAUUCACAUUGACUUCUAUGGCUUUAGAUCAGGCUAUAGAAUGGAGUCAGACCCUGCAGCCCUUAUAUAUGUUGUUGUUCCUUACUCACUGCCACAAGCCCCUUUCACAUGAAUUGAUUUAAUGGGAUGACUUGGAUGAGUAAGGGCUAAAGAAUCAGACCCCUGCUGUAUGGUGGUUUGGUACAGUGUUAUGUAGUUAUUUCACCCCAGAAGUAGCUGCAUUUUGAGUAAUGCAUUUCAGUGGUGGAUAAAGCAAUCUAUUUUUUUUUUAUCAGUUUGUCAAGCACGUUGGGAUCCUUGGAGGAAAGAGAAUGUCAGAAUGCAAAGUGUAUCAUUAGUUGCUUCAUUCUUGUGUGCAGAGGCAAUAUAUCUCACAUGUAUGUGUACCUAUUGUGCUGAAACCUGAAGUCAGUCGGAGAACAAGGAUAAGUAAUAUGAGUGGGAUUUGUCCCAUGGUGUUCAGAUGUGUGCCCAAGAUUAGAGGUCACCCCAGCAUCCCAGAUCUGUUGCUGGUCAAUCGCCCAUCUGAGAAGUUGGGACCUUUUUCUAGGUUGCACCCUGUGGUUGGGAUGGCUAACAGAUUUUUCAGAAUUUGGACCUUUUUAAAUGUGUUUAGGAAAGAUGAAAUUUUUGACCUGUCAGUUUUAUCCUUGUAAUCUGAUAUUUAGGGCCCUACCACAUUCAUGGUCCAUUUUGGUCAAUUUCACGGUCAUAGGAUUUUAAAAAUCAUAAAUUGCAUGAUUUCAGCUAUUUAAAUCUGAAAUUCCACUGUGUUGUAAUUGUAGGGAUACAGACCCAAAAAGGAGUUGUGGAGGUCACAAGGUUAUUGUAGGGGGAUUGUGGUACUGCUGCCCUUACUUCUGCUAUGCUGCUGGUGGUGGCGCUGCCUUUAGAGCUGGGCAGCUGAAGAGCAGUGGCUACUGGCCCGGAGCCCAGCUCUGAAGGCAGCGCCGCCACCAGCAGCAACGCAGAAGUGAGGAUGGCAUGGUACUGUCACCCUUACUUCUGCACUGCUGGCUGCAGAGCUGGGCCCUCAAUCAGCAGCCGGCACUCUCCAGCCGCCCAGCUCUGAAGGUGGCACAGAAGUAAGGUUGGCAAUACCACAGCCCCACUAAAAUAAACUUGCAAGCCUCCCCCCCCCCGUGACUCCCUUUUGGGUCAGUACCCCCAAUUUGAGAAACGCUGGUCUCCCCCCCGCCCCCAUGUGAAAUCUGUAUAAUACAGGGUAAAAGCACACAAAAGACCAGAUUUCAUGUUUCGUGAUGCGUUUUUCAUGACCUUGAAUUUGGUAGGGCCCUACUGAUGAUAUUUAAUUCUAAAUGUAUAUUGUACAUAGUAUUCACGCAGUUAAAAUAUAAAAAAGUCACAAUACCCAUGUUGCAGUAUUUAGAAAGCUGCUCUAAUUGGUUUUUAUUCUAUUGUGAAAAACAAUCCUGGAAAUAUUUUUUUCUUAAAUUAAAACAGAGAACUGGAUUCUGCUAUCUGGACUCAGGGCUGUUUUAAUCCUGCAGUUAUUACCUGCAUCCGUAUUUACAGAUGCAGACUGAAAAAGCAAUGUUUUUGAUAUAUACAACCUAAGAAGCACAAUGCACCCAAUUCAGUCAAAAGCAAAAGACCUAGAACUUAAAAUCUAUUUAUAUAGCAGCACAGUAAUCUCACAUUUUACUUUUUUCUUCAUUAUUUCUGGCACCAUAAAACCUAAUUAUAACCAACUAGCUAUGUCUCAGGAGUUUUCACUGCAGAUGGAGUUCUGUUUCGAAACCCCAAACAAAUCUAGAAUAUGGGAAUAAAUACAAAAAUUCAGAUCCUAAACAAAAAGUAUGUUGAUAUUGUUACAUACAAGACUCUUAAGUUUUCAGAUAGGAACACAGUGACAAUGUUUCAAAUAUUUGGAAAAAAGUAAAAAUAUUCUAUAAAGGCAAUGGAUUAGAUAACUCUUAUUUUGCUAUUCUAUUAUGUUUAAUUUCCAAUAGGUAUAGUUUUAUUGAUCUUUUUAACUUGUUCCUUAUAAGUGUUAAGUGUUCAUCAUCUGUUCUCUGGUGACUUUCUGUCUCUAUCCUUUUGCAGAGCUCAUUCUUUCUUAUUUACGUUCAGUAAAUUUACUAUAUAUUCUAUAAGCAACCGAAAACAAGUUUCUAGUCUUUUCUUGUAACCCUUGCUAGUGAAGGUAAUCUUUAGCCAUCUGGGACUAAUUGUGAGAGUAGCAACUACUUGUGUAAGGGUUGCAUGGUGUUUAAUAUCCAUUCUGCUAUAAGAAAAUAGAUUUAACCACCCUCUGUUUUCAAAAGCCUCAGGCCCAACCUGUCCUCUUGAAAUCAAAAGGAGUUUUGCCGUUGACUUCAGUAUGAGCAGGGUGAGAAUUCUCGUUUAUUGCAGCAUUUAUAAAGUACAAAUAAAAAAUUAUAUUGCAGUCUUUUGGACCUUAAUAGUUUAUCAUUUUUAUCCUGUAAUACCUUUUAAGAAAACCGCCUUAUGCUGCCUUAACAGUGAAGUCCCCAUGCUUCUUAAAAAUAUAUAUAUAUACUGGAAGAACAAUUCAAUUUCGUUCUUAAUAAAAUGCCUGUGGUGCAGUUGCAUUAAUUUAGACUUGACUCUGCCUCAAGGAUUGAAAAAACUCACAUAUUUUCAAUGUUUCUUUAGUAGCAAAACAAUUCGUGAAUGGAUAGUAAUAAUGUACAGUUAGAUAUGUAGGGUGGAAUUUCAAAAGUGUAUAAAGGAGUUAGACACCUCAUUUCCUCUGGGAGUUGGGUACCUAACUCACUUGCAUCCGAUGAAGUGAGCUGUAGCUCACAAAAGCUUAUGCUCAAAAUUUGUUAGUCUCUAAGGUGCCACAAGUACUCCUUUUCUUUUUGCUAACUCACUUAGGCACUUCUGAAAAUGCCAGCCAUAAUGUAAAUCUGGAUUUUCACCUUUCUUCCUCUUAACUCACAUCCACUUGCAAAUUCCCCUCAUACUUACCCUGUUGCAAACUUUACUGUAGCUUUUAAAAGGUAGGCAAGUAAACAACUUGUCUGCAGAUGUCAGUGCUUCUGUGAAUGAGAUGCAACAAAGUGAUAAGCUUUUCUAUGUUCCAUCCUUACUGCCUUCAGAGACUAAUUGCAUCACCCCCAGGCUGAGACAAAACAUCUAGCAGAAGUUACCUUUUCCUGCUCCAGAACCAGAAUCUCACAAUUUGAAAGCUCAUAAUCCUGUGCAGAUUCUGCCACCCUGCUGUGAUAAUAGUAUAUGUUAGGAGAACCUCACCCACGUACCAAAAGUAGAACACGAAAUGGCAGAAUAUCUUUUACACAUUAAAGUAAAAUCUCUUAAUGUGUUUGGUUGCUGAAGUAUAGGCCAUAGGAAUUUCAGUGGUAUAAAAGUGUUUCUGGUUAUGCUUUUUUAAAGCAAAGGGGUUACACUUUGCCAUACAUUGUGUGUAUUGUUGCUUAUUUAUGGUGCGUGUGUAUCCUGUUGUGUAAAGUGGUAAAAUAGAUAUUAGCCUACGGCGCUAUAUACUAUUUAUGAUUGUUGGCAAAUCAUCUGCAAAUUGUUACUGUUGAAUAAUUUAUUUUAUUUGGUGAUAGAACUAGAUCUGAAAUAUUGAGGGUCAGUGAUUUUUAGGAUUCAUAGAGCCAGGUACAAUUUGUAAUUUUCAGCAACAGAAAUGUGAGUUCUAACAGAUACUUACUGGUUUUUUUCUAGCACUCAAGCUUUCAGCAUCAGGAAUAUACUUAUUUUAUGCCAUUGUUUUAAAUCUCAGCUUUGUCUACACGGGUUUUUUUUCUUUUUUUUCCCCCUCCACCCAUGUUAUGAAUCACUUCAGAAGGCUAGAUUAGCAGCCCAACUCCUUUGUUUUUGAAAACAAAGCACACUUCUGUCUAUUUUAAUGUGAAAGGAGGUUGUCCACAUAUUAGUAUUACAUUACUUUCUCACUCCCUGCUGGCCUCCGCUCAUUGGCUCUGCCACUUCCCUGAUGCUAAAUAUAAUCAUUGGACUAUAUAUUGAUUGUCACUGACUUUUCAAAUCCGUGAAUAUAACAAAAAAUGAAUUUGUAGAAAAUAUUUCCAGUUCUACUGUAACUCAUUUCUACUAAGAGAGUCACAAGAAGGUGGGUAAAAUGAACUAAUGUUCUAAAAUAUUCACUUAAACUAUCCUUGGAAAUAUGAACAAAGACACUGGUUACCCUUAAAGACUUUUCAGUUACCUUUGUAAAUAAGUACUGUCACUUUCGUAUUCCUGAUACUAAAUAUAUAGAAAUGCCAUGGAUAACAUGAGAACAUUGAUUAUUUUUAAAGGUCACAUUGUUAAGUUUUAAGUGGGAUCACUGUAGGUGUGUGCAAAAUAUAGAGUUGCAGGUGCAAAUGGGAUAAUUCUUCAGGCAAAGACCCAUUUGUACAUGUAGAUACAGGGUUUGCAAACAUCAUUGCAUGUUUCAUGCAUGUAGUUAUCUGUUUUGACCCAUGCGUGCAUCACUGAGAGUACAUCUUAAUUGUCCAUUUUUUAAAAUUAGAUCAGUAACGUUUAUGGACAAAACAUCUCUCUGAGAUCUAUAAAGCAGAUAUCAACUCUGAUGGUCAACUCUACCUACCUGUCCUGAACGUCUGUUGACACAAUAUCAAUGGUGGUUCUCUGAUAUUGUGAUCUUCGUAUAGGAGGAGAUGAGAAUUGCUGUACAGAUUUAAGAGAUGAAUCUUGCUGUCAAGAACCACAUGGAUGAACAACCAUUGGCUAACACCACUGGUUUACACUGCUGUGAGAAGAAAUUUGAGUUUGUAUUUAAAUGUUCUGGAUUGAGUAGUAAGUAGCAUUAAGGCUAAACUGAAAAGAAAUGAGCAAAUGUCCAAAAAACACAUUACGAAGGGAACGACCUACUACAAAGCCAUAAGCCAGAAAAACUCAGGGCCCACAAAACAAUACUGCAUUUUUGGGAUGUGAAUAGGCAUUUUACAAGAAAAUAGCACAGAGUUUGCUUCAUUGCACAAAUAUUGUACAGUAUGUGCUGUACUUAACAGAUUUCUCCUGCCUUGAAUCAAUGCCAAUUAUAGCAAAGUCAUCACAGGCAUACUCAUUGAAAAAAUUCUGUCCAUAUAGGAAUUGUCUGUAAUGAUAUCUACUGCUGUCCAUUCAUACAGAUUAAUUUAAUAAAUGGAAUUGUGAAGAAAUGCUCAAUAUGUGUGAAUAUUCCAAAAAAGGGAUUGAAGUACACAAACUUUUUGAACUAAUAAAAUUCCUGCCUAAUUUAUAUCCAAUGGUUAUCGUAAUUACUAGUUCUGUAUUCUCUUUGUAACAUUGCCAGUCAUGAUCUGAGAAAUCAAUACAUCAGUAAGAGAUGGAUUUAUCAUAAGUGAUGAAAGGCUCUAGUACCUUACUAACAAAUAUAUAGAGCCCACUGAUGUUUUUCAUGUGCUGAUUCAAAGAGAAAGCUAAGGCAAUUAGGUUCAAAUACAGCAAUACAAAUAAUAUGGCAGAAAAGUACUUUUAAUUAAAACAUAUUUUGCAUAGCAAUGUGUUGAUAGUUGUAUAAAAGAUAUUUUAUAAUACGAUAUUCCUAAACAAUGUUGCAUAACAUGUACCAGAAAACAUUUUAUAUAGAAAUCCUGGGGUCAAUUGUAUACUAUAUAUAGGAAGAUGGGAAAUCUUAAAUAUUUCUUUUUCAUAUCAGGCAAGAGUACUAUAUGAACUAAAAUUAAGUUGUGCUUUAGUCUUCAUUACCAUUUAAAUAUGUCUGUUAGAGGGAAAGGUUUGCACUAACAAUGGGCCUGAUUUUUCUACGGUGUUUAACUUUGUGUAGUCAUUUAGGGCCUCAUCCAACUCAUUGAAAUCAAUGAUAAGACUCCUGUUGAUGUCAGUGGUGCAGAAUAAGGUCAUUACAUCUAUGUGAAGUAGGUGUGACACUACCAUUCUGGGCCCCAAGCCUGCAAACCCUUAUGCAUACAUUUUAAGUUUAUUCACGAAUUGAACAUUGACAUCAAGACUCACCGAAGUCAAGAACAUUCACAUAAAAACAAUUAAGCACAUGCAUAUUUGCAUGAUCAAGGCCCAGUUUGAUAGCAUUUUACACCUGCUUUGGCCCAAUUUAUCUAAAAACAUACGUACGUGAAUACCAGCAAGUGUACCAGGGAAAGUAGAUUGCAUUGCUAACAUAAAUAUUAUUUCAUAUUGAGUUAUCGUUUGCUAUAUUCCAUACACUGAUCAUUUGCUAUAUUCAAGCAUAUGAUACACGGUAUUCAUUUCUUGUAUAAUAAGCAAGUGCUGUAUCCUAGCUUCAUUUUUUGUCUGUGAUACCCGCACACAGCCAUAGUGUGGUGUAGUUCUUUAGAACUCAGAUUGAUUUUACCCUUGUAGACGUUCACCUUGUUGGUUUAAAACACCCGGAUGUUAUAAUGUUGGAAACACUGUGAUCUUUCAAGAUGUGUUUAUUGUAUUAGUUUUGCAUUGUAGAUAAUACAUACACUAAUAAAAGCUAGAGUUAUAGUAUUUUAAAGCAGUGUUAAUAAUAUUGGCUUAGCAGUGAUAGAGAAAAUCUAUGUAUACCCACAUUGUUAAUAUAAAAGCUAUGAUUAUCUUUUGCCUUACAAUAAAAGCCUCAUUUUAAAUGUUA